Messenger RNA from Anoplopoma fimbria (sablefish), 2206 nucleotides. It is a transcript of the gene rab5if, whose product is annotated as RAB5 interacting factor. Gene Ontology annotation, biological process: mitochondrial respirasome assembly. Lineage: Eukaryota; Metazoa; Chordata; Actinopteri; Perciformes; Anoplopomatidae. The transcript is spliced from 4 exons. The record is from RefSeq and is a predicted model, not a curated record. Bases 191 to 574 code for a protein of 127 amino acids.
AUGGACUACUUUACGGUAGGAGGCUGAAAUCUGUCAGAUCAGCGGAGCGUACAUUCCCUCUAAUUCCUCCUCGUAUUUCACAGUGUUUUUCUUCCCCUAGUCCACGCUGGAGACUCUAAUCUAGCUCCAGGUGUGGUCGGGUUUGGAUUUGGACUUUUCGACGUGUGUAGCAGAAGGAAAACAGCAGAGAAUGACGAACAAUCUAAAGCGGAAAGAGGAAAGUCAUCAGCUGAACGGAGGAGUGAAGCAGCCCACAUGGAGCAAAGCCUUCAGCAGCACCGCUGUUUGGGAGGAGAAGGACGAGUUUUUAGAUGUGAUUUAUUGGAUCCGGCAAAUUAUCGCUAUAAUCCUCGGUGUGAUAUGGGGCGUCGCACCGCUGAAAGGAUUCCUGGGAAUAGCCAUAUUCUGCAUCAUCAACGCCGGCGUCCUGUACGUGUACUUCAGCAGCUUUCAGCAGAUCGAUGAGGAAGAGUACGGCGGCACGUGGGAACUCACCAAAGAAGGCUUCAUGACAUCUUUUGCGCUGUUUCUGGUGGUGUGGAUAAUCUUUUACACAGCUCUACACUUUGAAUGAGACGAAUCCACGGGACACUAAAUUACAAACAUUACUGUCGAAGCGAAUCGUCACAGGACGGAGAAGAACUCCAUGGCUUGAGGCGCGUCAACGCUCCCCCCUCCCUCCCUCCCCCCAACAUACAGUAUGACUCCUCAGUGUGCAGUGCAUCAUGGGAAUCCUAGUUCGAUCAACGAGAUCCUGAAAAGACCUCCGAUGUUCAAGAUAACGUGCGUCCGUCUAAUUUGGUGGCUCAUUUUUUUUAAAGGCACCCUUCAUUAAAACGUCCCAUAGGUUUAUAUGUCCUUCCUCACUGCAUCAUCAUCAUCAUCAUCAUCAUAAUCCCUCUCUUUGACAAAACACUAACGAAUAAUUUUCGACUCUAAAUGGCUGCAGCUCUGUUUGCGAUGGAACAAAUCAGUAUUUGUUGCUUUCUGCUGUUUUUGAGUGACAUGAAUGCAGAUUUUAAACCGUAAAGUUAACAAACCAGUAUGUGUGUUCAUCCCCCCUGAUGUCCUCAUGUAGUAAUCAAGAAUCAAUCAGUUUAAAUUAGGGAAAACAGGGACAAUUUUGGAUCAAUAAAACUACAAGUAAAGGAUUGUUCAUGUAACUUUACUGUUAAAAAAAACAAACAAAAAAAAAACCUCAAGGAACUCUGAAAUUUCCCUCCAAAAUGAUAUAUUUCCCUUUUUUAAGAAAAUUAUCUAACGAAUUAGUAAAAUAGUUAGUUCAAAUUAACACAUCAGUGAAUCAAAUGAAAGGUUAUCAUUAAGGUAACCAGUGUGUGUCUGUGAUUUAAAGGCUCCUCUGUUCAUGAAAGAUUGAGGAGAAUUAGAGCUUCCAUGUUUUUGAUUUUUUUUCUUUUUUGUUCACUGGUUAUAAAAACUGAAUUUUUUUUACUAAUAAAAUAAAUCUGUCAAUUGUUAUUUCUUCUUAAAGGUCUGGUGUCCAACAAAUGUGAAAAGGUUGUAGCAGACCACAGCUGAACUCUCCCUCGUGCUAAUUUUAACACCCCCCCCCCAAAAAAAACUAAAUGCUGGUUGAUGCACAUAUUGGCUGACAUCCGAUCCCCUCGCGCUGUUUACUUCAGCCAGGAAACCUAUAACCAUCUGUCCAUCUGUGUCCACUUCCUCCAAGCAGAGCGGGGGGGAGACAGACACCGUGCAUGCCGUUUUUCAGAUGCAAAUGUUCACAGAUUCAAAGCUCCACGCUGAUCUGUGCACCGCCAUGACUUGCUGUUCUUACAUCUAGGUGUCAUUCUAUUGAUGGCAUUAGCUAGGAGGGUAGAAAAUAAUUUAAAUUUGUGUUAUUUUAUUCUCACAUGUAGCUUCCAGAUCAGUCUUACCUAUUUGUUUUUUUUAAUUAAUUUAAACUUUGUCUGUAAAUUCUGUACAAUGUUCCCGGUUUUUUUUUUUGUCAAAUCCACCUUGUAUUACACAGAUUUAUUUGUACUUAUGUUAUAUCUUGUUUGAUGAUAACAUAUUUCUCAGUAUUUUAUAGUGAAGAACUUAUAAAAACAGGUUCUUGCAAACUUAUUGUAAUUAACUGUUCUAUUAGAUACGCGGCUGGCGUUUUGAAAGGAUUGUAUUUUCUGAUCAAAUCUUUUGGGAAUCAUUAAACAUGGGCUUCAUUUGGCCUCCAUUUUCAAAGAGA